Messenger RNA from Carassius carassius (crucian carp), 4687 nucleotides. RefSeq names its product plexin-C1-like. NCBI's taxonomy places the organism in Eukaryota, Metazoa, Chordata, Actinopteri, Cypriniformes, Cyprinidae. Gene Ontology annotation, cellular component: semaphorin receptor complex. The coding region runs from base 77 to 4552 and encodes 1491 amino acids. Gene Ontology annotation, biological process: negative regulation of cell adhesion; regulation of GTPase activity; positive regulation of axonogenesis. Gene Ontology annotation, molecular function: protein binding; semaphorin receptor activity. The record is from RefSeq and is a predicted model, not a curated record. The transcript has 31 exons.
CAUCCACUUCACGAGUGAACGCGUCUGAGCGCAGUCGAUCUCUGUGGCACAUCUCUAGACUUCAGCUGCUCGUCACAUGUGCAAGAUGAGGAGAUUCUUACUUGGAAUACUUGUACUUUUGAAAUAUUGCAUUUGUGGUGAUGUGAUAAACUUUGAUGAAAACAUUAAGGACUUUGUUGUUGGUAACAGUAAGUUGUUUGUUCUUACUGACCAUCGACUUCAUCAGAUGAGACACGAUCUAUAUGAGGAGAAGAGGAAAGACAUCACUAACGCCACCAACCAUAACAAAGUCAACAUUUUGGUGCCUUAUGACGCAAACGGCACACUGAUAACGUGUGGGACUUUUGAAGAUGGAUAUUGUGAAGUUCUUGAUAUAAAUGAUAUUACAAACAGUAUUUACUAUGAAAGUAAUAUAUGGGUAGGACCAAAACAGAAUGAGAAAUCUGUUGCCUUUAUAGCUGGUACAAGUAGCAGUAGGUACCUUGUAGUUGGGAAAAAGGAUGACGAUGCAAAAGCUCGAGAUUCUGUUGUUGUCUUAUGGAACACAUUAGAGUCUCAGUCAGGUGGGAUUUUCUCAAAAGUAGCAGAAAGAACAGAGGUCAGCAUUGAGAGCACAGUGAAAGAUGUGGAGUUUGUUGAUGGAUUCCAGAGAGUUUCACCCUCAGAAUCUUAUUUAUUUCUCAACACAAAGACUGAUGAUGAGAGAAAAGUGCUCGUCCUGAGGAUGGACAACUCUAAAGGGAAAAAGUCAGAAAUCAUCAAAUCCCUGCAGGCUGCAAGGAUACGAUGCUGCAGUGAUAAAGUUCGUCCAGUGCUCGUCACCAGCACCGUUAUUCCCUCAGUGAACGGUGUUAUUUGGGCAGGUGUGUUCAGGCCACAGAAUCAGGAUCCGGAGAACAGCGCGCUGGCUCUGUACGACAUCAGUAACGUUCGAGGCCAAGUCAAGGGUUUCUGCGCUUACGAUGAAAAGCAAUGUGGUUCUGAGAGUGGUAGUGAACUUCAGCCGCUCUCUGUAGUGUUCAGGUACAGCUCAAUGUCAGCAGUGGCAGCAACGAGGAUUGAAUCCUGGAUUGUGCUUUUCAUAGGAACCAGUGAUGGACAACUCAUAAAGCUAGUGUUGGAUGAGAAAUAUACACCAGGCUGUCCAAUAAUGCUGUACAAAUCUGAUGAUGAACAAGCAGUGUUUGCCAGAAUGCACUUAGAUCCAGUAGAUUUCAAACAUAUCUACAUCACUCUUAGCAAACAGUUAAGAAGAGUGCCCAUUGUUCGGUGUGCUAAAUACAGCACUCUGAAAGACUGCAGAGCUGCUCGAGAUCCUGUCUGUGGCUGGUGUGUGAACACUCACAGAUGUUCUCCUCAAGAUGAAUGCUUGGAUACUUCAUGGGUUUCCAUCCCAAAGAACUCUCUUGAGACACAGCUGUUUUCUUUUCAGAUGACAGAGAAUUCUUCUGUGAUGAUCACUCUACAUCUUUUCUUGAGUCUAGAGAGCACAGGAAAUCCUGCCUUCUCAUGUGCCUUCACUAAAGAAAGUGUAAACCUGUGUGCUGGCUCUGAUCUGUCUGCAGUCUUCCCAAACUGCUCCUGUAGUUUUUCUGACCAGAUGCUCUAUACUGGAGGUUUAAAAGUCUCUGCUACUGUUACUGUUGAGGAUCAGAGGAUCACAGAGAUGCUGACACUGAGGAACUGCUCCAGUAUCACAGAUCAUUCAACAAAUGCUUCUUAUACACAGUGUGUUCAGUGUGUCUCAUCUGGGUGUCACUGGUCCUCUUCCUCUCAGCGUUGUGAUUGGAAACUUGGACCUGGACCACAGUUAAACAUAAAGGAUGCAUGUAAACAUCUGCUCUCUGAGAUGGACUACAAAAAGCCGGAGAUUCUCUCUCUGGAGCCGAACAAGGUUUCUUUCCAUGGCAGAAACAAAGUUUCACUAAAAGGAAGGAACCUGGAAUCUGUGACUAAAAUCCGUAUUAAAGGAGAUCUGGACUGCAUUCCUAAAGAAUCUCCAGUGUUUGAUCGCUCCAAUGACACUUUAAGGUUCCACAUUCCUCCCAGUGGAACUAAAGGAACAGUCAAAUUGUGUGUUGUUACUCCUGACGACCGUUGUCAUGGAAACAGCGCCAUCACUUACAGUUCUCAGCCCAGCUGCACUGGGAUACAUCCCAAAGUCAGCUGGAGGAGCGGUGAAAGGAAGAUUCAUGUUCAGGGCAGCAAUCUGGAAGGAGUGGAGUCAGUUACUGUCCUUCCCUCUAAUAAAGUGGGGGAAACACAAAUCAACACAAGCUCAGGGGGUAUGUGGUUUCACUCACCCCCCCGCGAUGGUGGUCAGUUUAGAUUGCUGUUAAAUGUUGGGAACUCUACUGUGGACUGUGUGCGUUAUUUCUCCUACAAGCCUGAUCCAGAAUUCACUGGAUUCACCGUUUUACAGGUGGCCAACAAUCUACAGGUGAACAUUCAGAAAAAGAAGGAUGAUCUGAAUUUGAGUAUCAGUGAGUUGAGUGUAACCGGUGUACAUAAAGAUCAGCUGUAUCAGUGUCUUUUGGACAGGAUUGAGUCCAAUGCUGUUAUCUGUACAAUCAGAGGAGAACCAGUAGCCGUCACUGCAUUAGACUCCCUCACUAUAAAAAUUGGGGGGAUUUAUAAAGACCUCGAAAUAUCCUCUCAAAAUAAUUCACUAUAUUUUCUCAUCCUUGCUGCAUUGAUUCUGCUCAUAAUUCUGGGUGCUGCUGUUGGAUUCAUUAUUCACCGUAAGAGCCAGAGACAAAUGAAUGAGAGAAUGAACAAGCAACUGGAAAUGCUGGAAAGCAACAUCAGAAGGGACAUACGACAAGGCUUUGUUGACUUGCAAACAGAAAAAUCUGAUUUAAUUGAUAAUGUUGGAGCUAUACCCUUCCUGGAUUACAAGCACUUUGCCUCAAAAAUCUUCUUUCCUGAGGCUGGUCCUCUGGCAGCACUCGUGAUCAGAGACAUUGGCCAGGACUCUGAGCAGACAACAAUAGAUGAGAAAUGUCAGGCCUUUGCUGUGCUGAUCAGAGAUAAGCAGUUUCUCAGUUGUUUCGUGCAUGCAUUAGAGGAACAGAAAAACUUCAGCAUAAGAGACAAAUGUACAGUGGCAUCUCUGUUGACUCUGGCCCUUCAUGGAGACCUGCUUUAUCUCACAGAGGUCAUGGAGGAUCUUCUGCAGACUCUGAUGGACCAGUCCAGCAAUGCAAAUCCCAAACUUCUCCUGCGCCGCACAGAGUCCAUAGUGGAGAAGCUUCUUACCAACUGGAUGUCCGUCUGUCUGUACGGCUUCCUCAGGGAAUCUGUAGGACAGCCUCUCUUCCUGUUGGUGUCAGCUUUGACUCAGCAAAUCUCCAAAGGGCCGGUGGAUUCAGUGACAGAGAAGGCUCUGUACACUCUUAGCGAAGACUGGCUUCUCUGCCAAGCGCAAGACUUUGAGGCCUUGAAACUGAAUGUGGUGUUUGCCGUGGGGACUGAAGGAGAGGUCAGUGAAUCCUUAGAGGUCAACGCACUGACCUGUGACACAAUACAACAGGUCAAAGAGAAAAUCUUGCAGACCUUCCAGCGCAAGUUUGGUUUCCCCUUCCAGCAGAGCAGGGAUAUAGAAAUUGAAUAUGAAAAGGAAGGAAGGUUUGUCAUGCUACAGGAAGUCGAUGAGUCCUCAGAGAUUCGGGGGCAUGUUACUAUGUUGAACACUCUGAAACAUUAUCAGGUUGGAGAUGGAUCAUGCAUUAAAGUUAUCACAACAAAAGUGCAUGCACCACUGAGGUCUCAGAGCAGUGUAAAGGAUGAUAAGAACUUCGCUGUCAAGUACUUCCAUCUGGUCGAUCCAGAUAUCGACAAUGACCUGAGCAAACAUCCAGAGAAAAAAGCUCUAAAGUUCAAAGAGAUGUACCUUACCAAGCUGCUCUCCACUAAGGUAGCAGUCCAUUCUUUUGUGGAGAAUCUGUUCAGGAGUAUCUGGGGAUUGCCUAACAACAGGGCCCCAAUGGCCAUCAAGUACUUUUUUGACUUCCUGGAUGUACAAGCAGAGAGAAAGAAAAUCUCAGAUCCAGAUGUUCUCCACAUCUGGAAAACAAACAGCCUUCCACUUCGUUUCUGGGUGAACAUCCUGAAGAACCCUGACUUUGUGUUUAGCGACUUGGAAAAGACGCCACACCUGGACGGCUGUCUGUCCGUCAUCGCUCAGGCCUUCAUGGACUCCUUCUCCCUAGUCGAGCAACACCUGGACAAGCAUUCACCAACCAAUAAACUACUCUAUGGCAAAGACAUCCCUCGGUACAAACAGGAAGUGAAGUCGUACUACAAGUUAGUGAGGGACCAGCCUUCUGUUAGCAGCCAAGAGUUGAAAGUAUUUCUUCAAGGGGAGUCAAAGAAACAUCGAAAUGAGUUCAAUGAAUCUGUGGCUCUGCGAGAACUCUGCAAAUACAUGCUCCGGUACUUCAGCAAGGUUUCCCAGAAGCUGGAACAGACAGGCGCCCCUGAUAAAUUGAAAGAGGACAUGCAACACGUGAAGGCGCUAUUUGAAAACAUGAAGCGAGGAGGUUGGAGUUGAAAUCCCUGGUUUUGUUAUUCAUAUGCGUAUUUACACUGCAUUUUGUUUAUUUUAAGCUGGAGAGUAAACUGGAUGCACCUCCAUCAUAAAGACUGACAGCAUAAUCGUACAUAUAUUAGAAAAGACAGAUUCACU